CCUUACAAUGUGCCUGUGAUACUGGGAGGAGAAUGAAUGGUCAUGUAAAGAGUAUGCAUUUUCAACGGUUUAUGGAAGCAGUAACAACUUUACUCUCUCUCCUGCUGGUUAUGGCUUUUGAUUCAUCAAGAACUGUGGCAGCAAGCAGAAACCAGCAGUGUGGGGAUUCUGUGCAGAAGAGUUUGAAGCUGAGCAGACUCUUACAGAAGGAAUCUGUCGACCUAAUCAAAACAUAUAAAGCCUCUCAAGGAGAAAUGUCAGAGCUUUUCUGCAAGGUGUCUGUAAACAACGUCCCCGACCCCAACAUCUCCGGCCUUGAGCCCUCAGAGAAGAUAGCGAGCAUCUACACGCAUCUCCAAGAGUUCUUCCCACAUUUUAAAUGGGUGUACGAGCAGCAGACAGACUUACAGUUACCCACGAGCCCACUGCUGAGCGACCUGAGUCGAUUCACAGCUGGCAGCAGGAACCUGGCAUAUCUCAUAAACAACUUCUAUCAGAGCCUCUUCCCAAACGUGCCUUUACCAGAGGGGGGGCCCACAACACUACCACCACCUCAGAACGUCUUCCAGCAGAAGGUCUACGGCUGCGUGGUGCUGAAGACCUUCAAGGAGCUCCUGUCAAAUGUUUCCAGAGAACUGAGGAGUCUAAAAAGCCAAGUGUGCAGAACGAGGACACACACCAACACACUCUUCCGAGGAUGGCCUAAGGCUGGCCUUAGAAAGUCCGUUUAACAACACUGGGUUAAAAAAAAGACUUUAAAAGGGAGGAUGAAGGUGGCUGCAUCAAUGUAAUGAAGCCUAUUUAUGGUAUUUAUUAUUUAUUUGUUUGUUUCUGAUGAGAUACAUGCUGUUAAAAUAGAGUAAAGUUAUGUCUCUGCAAUAUAUGUAUAUUUAAGUUGUCUAAUAUGUUAUGUUAGGUUCUACUUUGCUGUUUUGCUGUAUACAGAAUUAUUAAAUGAUGCU
Messenger RNA from Notothenia coriiceps (black rockcod), 962 nucleotides. It is a transcript of the gene m17, whose product is annotated as IL-6 subfamily cytokine M17. The transcript has 3 exons. The record is from RefSeq and is a predicted model, not a curated record. Gene Ontology annotation, molecular function: ciliary neurotrophic factor receptor binding. NCBI's taxonomy places the organism in Eukaryota, Metazoa, Chordata, Actinopteri, Perciformes, Nototheniidae. Gene Ontology annotation, biological process: ciliary neurotrophic factor-mediated signaling pathway; negative regulation of neuron apoptotic process. The coding region runs from base 33 to 731 and encodes 232 amino acids.